Durusdinium trenchii is the source of this 300-nucleotide messenger RNA. The record is from the annotation of a GenBank genome assembly. NCBI's taxonomy places the organism in Eukaryota, Dinophyceae, Suessiales, Symbiodiniaceae.
AUGAGCAAAGAAAAGGACGUGGCAGUUGAUGAGUCGUGGGGUCCCAGAUUGGCGGCUGGUCUGGGUUUCCCGGAGUUGUGGAAGUCCAACAUGUGUUGCGAGAGUUAUGGAGACUUGUUUGUUCGGAGAAGGUUUAUCUCCUUUCAGGCGAGGAUGGCAGAGGGAUUGUUCAUAAAUGCGAGGUUAAGCCAAACUGAAGCCCUGGUGUUCCUUUUUCAUCCUUUCGCCACCUAUCUUUCGAGCCACAGCCAUGUGUUGAGGCGGCCUCAAACGAGGAAGAAGGCUACAGUCAUCGAUUAG